Molecule: messenger RNA, 645 nt
Organism: Aspergillus glaucus CBS 516.65
Lineage: Eukaryota; Fungi; Ascomycota; Eurotiomycetes; Eurotiales; Aspergillaceae
Product: putative membrane protein
Exons: 3
Coding region: 1-645 (214 amino acids)
Biological process (GO): fatty acid elongation; very long-chain fatty acid biosynthetic process; sphingolipid biosynthetic process
Cellular component (GO): endoplasmic reticulum membrane
Molecular function (GO): 3-hydroxyacyl-CoA dehydratase activity
Source: RefSeq, a predicted model, not a curated record
AUGAAAUCCCUCUACCUCACCCUCUACAACUUCCUCAGCGCCGCUCUCUGGGCCCGAAUCCUCGUCUCCACCCUCACCACCUCCCCUUCCUCUCUGUACCCAUCUAUCGAACCCUGGGCCCGGGGUACUCAAUCCCUGGCCAUUGCCGAAAUCCUCCACGCUGCAUUGGGAAUAACCCGCGCCCCCGUCUUCACAACCUUUACGCAGGUCUUCACCCGCUGCGUUCAAGUAUGGGCCAUUGACCGGGGUUACCCACAACUUUUCUUCCCGUCUCCGGCCUCCGGGGUCGGAGUCGGACAUGCACCCGAGCCCGGGCUCGGACUCGGGGCGAGUGUCUAUGCGGCUAUGCUUUUUGCCUGGUCGUUGGCGGAUGUUGUGCGGUAUUCGUAUUUUGUGAUUCUGUUGGCGGGGUCAGUCUCUGUACCUGGGUGGUUGAAGUGGUUGCGGUAUUCGUUGUUUUUUGUGCUGUACCCUGUUGGCAUUGGGGGUGAGUGGUUUUUGAUGUAUAGUGCUGCGCGAGUGGCUGAUACCACGCCGUCGUUGAUUUACUACUUCUGUCUGGGGCUUUAUGUGCCUGGCGCCAUCAUGAUGUAUUCCUACAUGGUCAAGCAGCGCCGAAAGACACUCUACGGUCGUGGUCGUUGA